This is a messenger RNA of Dentiscutata heterogama, 1029 nucleotides long. The record is from the annotation of a GenBank genome assembly. Lineage: Eukaryota; Fungi; Glomeromycota; Glomeromycetes; Diversisporales; Gigasporaceae.
CUUAAAAACAAUGAUACUAAAGAAUCUUUUCUUCAUGCUAUAGUAUCAACACAAAAAGAUAAAUGUAAAAAAGGAGCAAAUAAAACACAGAAAGAAUAUCAACUAUUACCAAGUGGUGAUGCUGAAGAUACUUUUGACGAUACUGGGGAAUAUAUGGAUAACAAAAUUUCAAAUCAGAAUGAAGUUGUAAACUAUUAUUUAAUUAUAGCUGCAUCAUUGUUGGACAUUACCGCUAAUUUUGCGUUAACGAUAGGCUUUUUCUAUGUUGGAAGUGGGAUGUUUCAAGUAAUUUACAGUUCAGUAGUCAUUUGGUGUGCUAUUCUUUCGUUUAUUUUUCUUGGACGAAAACUUUUAUUUGUACAAUCUCUAUGCAUUUUUGGUGUAUUCAUCGGACUUGCUCUUAGCGCACUGGGAAUUUAUCAAGAUCAGGGUGAUCAGCAUUCAACACCACCACCCGCAACUGCUACUGGUCCAACGUUACUUCACUCUUUUAACAUGUCUUCUACAAUGUUUGGAAUGAUCUUAACAUCAUUUGCUACAUUUGGUUAUGCAUGUGUUUACGUUGUAUCAGAUCAAAUUUUUAUUGUUCGUGCUUCAAAUGAACUUCCGCCUUCUCCAGAAAAAGCUUGCUUCUUGGUAGGAAGCUGUUGUUCAUGUUUGUCUAUCUUAUAUAUAAUCUUUUAUACAAUUCCCAAUUGGAACUCACUGGUAACGGAUGAAAUUGCGAAGAAAGCCGAGCAUACGAGCACUUUCACAAUUGUAACCAUAUAUUUGAUGUUAAUAUUUGCAUCAUUUAUUCACAACCUUGCUUAUUAUCAGCUGAUUAAACAAAUUGGCAAUGUCUCUACUGGAUUGUUAAAUUCUAUUAGAGCGAUCGUGGUAUUUGGGCUUAGUCAUAUAAUGUUUUGUGAAAUAGAUAAUGGUCAAUGCUUCAAUGUUUGGAAAGGAUGGAGUACUCUCAUAGUAGUUGGAUGUGUGACCAUUUUUUCUCUUAGCAAAUUACACGAAAAUAAGAAAAUAAGAGUUUGA